Fusarium subglutinans is the source of this 954-nucleotide messenger RNA. RefSeq lists its product as uncharacterized. The record is from RefSeq and is a predicted model, not a curated record. Lineage: Eukaryota; Fungi; Ascomycota; Sordariomycetes; Hypocreales; Nectriaceae. Bases 1 to 954 code for a protein of 317 amino acids. The transcript is spliced from 3 exons.
AUGGUUGGCACUGAUCCCAAUCCAGCUCCGCAUGAGCCACAUAGAGCUCGUGAAAUCAGUACCACAGUCAUGGAUUUCGAUGUCAAGGAUCAAGAUGAAAGCGAAGAGGCAGUGAACAUGGCCAACAAUUGUUAUGCAAGCACUACCUGGAAAACACGGCUACAACCCGAGGACUCAGCAGUCUAUGCUUGCAGGUGGAUAGUUCAGAGACGGCAGGAGAUCAAGAGCCCACAAGGCCCGAACCUUCGAACGGUCUUCGUGCCUCUUUAUGAUGAAGAUCAGGCUGAGAAUAUGCUGGGGAUACCUCACUUGGAACAAGCCAAGUCCGAUCUCCCGGCCUUUGUCUCCAUACCAACGAUCGAUUUGGCCAAGCUGCGUCGUCUAAGAUUCUCCGAGAACACAUACCAUGUCAAGUCUCUACUUCAGUAUCAUUAUAAGUUUGGAAUACACAAUGACUCUAUUCAGAAACCCGAUUUUGGCCUUGCUUCGAUCCUUGAUGGUGUUCGUUCUCCAUGCGUCGAAGUGGUGUGGUGUUUGGCAUUGGAUAGCAAAAAUCUCAUUACCGUCUCGUGGCUUGAGGCAGAUAGUAUCUGGCCAAUAUUAAGUCCAGGGACACAUUAUAGCGAGCCUUGGACAGAGGUCCCGCGAAUCGCAAUUUCCGAAUAUUUCCAAAAUAACGGAAACCUGCCCCAAGAGCGAUACGCAGAUCUAGUCAGUUCAAAAAAGGGCCUAGUAGUGGUGGAUCUCAUGGUCUUUUUCGGAAUCGUUGGUCAAAUACUUUCUGCUGUCGUGCCUGGAGGCUGGAUGCUAGACCAACUGUUUCGAAAGGUGGGGAAAUAUGUUUUUGGGAUCGAUUCCUCGGACAUUAUAAGGAUCGGUUCGUUCUUCGAAGUGCUUUCUCGAUCCGUCAAGAUAAGCUUCGAGAAUGAGUUCACAUCUGUUGAGAGUUUCUAA